This is a messenger RNA of Brassicogethes aeneus, 684 nucleotides long. NCBI's taxonomy places the organism in Eukaryota, Metazoa, Arthropoda, Insecta, Coleoptera, Nitidulidae. The record is from the annotation of a GenBank genome assembly.
AUGGGAGGUUCCAAACUCUCGAUUCACGACCGCUCAAGACUUACGACUGCUCACGACUGCUCACGACUACUCCCGAUUCACGAUUGUUCACGAUUUACGACCACUCAUUGUAAUAAUUCAAGACUACUCACGUUCACGCACAAUCACUAUGAUUAUGACCCAAUAUAUGAACGAGUACAAUUGGAAUACUACGAAAAAAGUUUAGUUAAACAUGUUUUUUUUGGCUUUCAAAAGUUUAACAGAACAUAUGCUGUCUUAAAUUUGUCUUUUGAAUUAACAGAUGAUCUGGAUGGUAGAAAUAUAUUUGGUACUUCCAAAAUGUAUGUAUUCGUAAGCAAUACCUACAAAUAUACAGGGAUUCAUAUUGAUUAUAAUGUCUGUGAGCAAUGGAAAAAUAAUCUUUUUAUGGUGAGGACAUAUUUAGGUAAAUUUGGGAAUUUGGAAGCAUGUGAUAUAAAAAAGGGACAUUAUUAUUUGCACAAUUUUGUACCGGAUCGGAUGCAACUACCACAAAAAGCUCCAUUUAAUAUACCAGUUAAAUUUGAAAUAGACGUUUUUCGCAGAAAUGGGCAAAGGAUUUUACUAUUUGCUUGGUAUGGAACACCAAAUAUUAGAGGGCAACAGCCAAACGACUUAACACAAACCCCAGGGGUUGCCUCGGAUAGGAUCCAGGAAAGUUAUUGA